CGUAUACCAGUAAUGGGGUACAACACAUGGAACGCAUACUACUGCGACAUAGAUGAAGCCAGGAUUCUCAAGACGGCCGAAUUGAUGAAGAGCCUGGGUCUCCUAGGCGCUGGGUAUAACUAUGUCAAUAUCGACGACUGUUACUCUGAGAAGAACAGGAGCGAGUCUGGUGACAUCGUCGCAGAUCGCGUCCGCUUCCCCUCUGGAAUGAAGGAUCUGACAGACCAGAUCCACGACAUGGGCUUCAAAGCAGGCAUAUAUAGUGAUUCGGGAUGGUUCACUUGCCAACUCUAUCCUGGUUCGUUCCAAAAUGAGGCGAGAGAUGCCAAGCUCUUCCAAGUAGAAUGGGGUUUCGAUCUUCUCAAGUAUUCCAGAGUAGUCCCCUUCGAUGAAUUGCUCCGAGAAGGCAUCAUAGGAAAGUACAAGCGCAUGACCGAUGCUAUCGAGGAACUCGCCAAAACAUCUGGCAAACCGCCCCUUGUGUUUUCUCUGUGUGAAUGGGGAGAGGAGCAACCAUGGUUGUGGGCAAGGAAGUUUGGUCAGAGCUGGCGCACGACGGGUGACAUUGGGGCAAACUGGAAAUCUGUAAUGGAUAUUCUCAACCAAAACUCAUUCAUCACUUGGGCGUCUGAUUUCUACGGCCACAACGACCUGGAUAUCCUGGAAGUCGGCAACGGGGAACUCACAUAUGAGGAAGCCAAGUCUCAUUUCAUUGCGUGGGCUCUUCUCAAAUCACCACUCCUCAUCAGCACAGAUCUUCCAACGAUCACCGAUGAGACUUUGGAAAUACUGACUAACACGGAGAUGAUUGCAAUAAACCAAGACCCAGUGGUCGGUACGAGUAUCAGUCCAUUUAGGUGGGGAAUCAAUCCCGACUGGACGAGUAACUCGACGCACCCAGCGCAAUACUGGAGUGGCGAGAGCGAGAACGGGACGGUCUUCAUGCUCCUGAAUACAUUGGACGAACCGGCCGAUAUGUUCUUCAACCUAACAGAAUCCCCAUGGAUUAGAGCGGGUCGGCAGUAUUCGGUCCGCGACCUGUGGACGCAUACGGACAACGGAACCGCCAUUCGGAAUUUCACUGCGCGUGGCGUUCCUGCACAUGGUGUCGUCGCCCUUCUCUUGCGGGACGCCGGGGAUGAGCCGGAGGGAUUAUAUCCACCAUGCGCUCGAAUCUGGUGGUGCAUGAGCGAGAAUGGCACGAGAUAUGAAGACUGA
This is a messenger RNA of Postia placenta MAD-698-R-SB12, 1218 nucleotides long. Its product is annotated as glycoside hydrolase family 27 protein. The annotation marks the transcript as partial. The record is from RefSeq and is a predicted model, not a curated record. Gene Ontology annotation, molecular function: hydrolase activity, hydrolyzing O-glycosyl compounds. NCBI's taxonomy places the organism in Eukaryota, Fungi, Basidiomycota, Agaricomycetes, Polyporales, Adustoporiaceae. Gene Ontology annotation, biological process: carbohydrate metabolic process. The transcript is spliced from 20 exons.